AUGGUGGAGCAGAAUAUUUCAACACCAAUAAUUCAUAAUUUUGUUUCUCUCUUUAAGAUCCACACGGGUUUACAGCACCAAAUAAUCUGGGCCUGUCAGCCCAGCUGCGUUCCUCUGGAUGAAAAACUCCUGCCCCAGCUCCUAAAAGAAGCAGGCUACACUACCCACAUGGUCGGAAAGUGGCACCUGGGAAUGUACCGGAAAGAAUGCCUUCCAACCCGCCGAGGAUUUGAUACCUACUUUGGAUAUCUCCUAGGUAGUGAAGAUUACUAUUCCCAUGAACGCUGUGUAUUUAUCAACGCUUUGAAUGUCACACGAUGUGCUCUUGAUUUUCGAGAUGGCGAGGAAGUUGCAACAGGAUAUGAAAAUAUGUAUUCAACAAACAUAUUUACCAAAAGGGCUACAGCCCUCAUAACGAACCAUCCACCAGAGAAGCCUCUGUUUCUCUACCUUGCUCUCCAGUCUGUCCACGAGCCCCUUCAGGUCCCCGAGGAGUACCUGAAGCCGUACGACUUUAUCCAAGAUAAGAACAGGCGUCACUAUGCAGGAAUGGUUUCCCUUAUGGAUGAAGCUGUGGGAAAUGUCACCGCAGCCUUAAAAAGCCGUGGGCUCUGGAACAACACGGUGUUCAUCUUCUCCACAGAUAACGGCGGGCAGACUUUGGCCGGGGGCAAUAACUGGCCCCUUCGAGGAAGAAAGUGGAGCCUGUGGGAAGGAGGUGUGCGAGGGGUGGGCUUCGUGGCCAGCCCCUUGCUGAAACAGAAGGGCGUGAAGAACCGGGAGCUCAUCCACAUUUCCGACUGGCUGCCAACUCUGGUGAAGCUGGCCGGGGGCAGCACGAAUGGUACCAAACCUCUGGACGGCUUCGACGUGUGGAAAACCAUCAGUGAAGGAAGCCCGUCCCCCAGAAUUGAGCUGCUACAUAACAUCGACCCAGGCUUUGUGGACAUUUCUCCGUGUCCUGGGAACAGCACGGCUCCAGCACAGGGUGACUCUUCUCUUCCAGAAUAUUCAGCCUUCAACACAUCUGUCCAUGCUGCCAUUAGACACAGAAACUGGAAACUCCUCACGGGCUACCCAGGCUGUGGUCACUGGUUCCCUCCACCAUCCCAAUACAAUGUUUCUGAGAUACCCUCAUCGGACCCACCAAGCAAGACCCUCUGGCUCUUUGAUAUUGAUCGGGACCCAGAAGAAAGACAUGACCUGUCCAGGAAGUAUCCCCAUGUGGUCAAGCAGCUCCUUUCCCGGCUACAGUUCUACCACAAACACUCAGUGCCCGUGUUCUACCCGGAUCAGGACCCCCGCUGUGACCCCAAGGGUACUGGGGCUUGGGGCCCUUGGAUGUAGGAUCUGGGGCAGCCUUGGGUGGGACGCUAGAAAGCCUUUCUGUUGCAAGUUGGACUUCAGAUUCUACUCGUGUGACUCAUUUUUUCUCCCAAUGGCUUCCCCUGGUCCUUCUUUUGCCCCUAAACCACAUUAACGUGGUUGUCUCAUUUCAACCCCUUGUGCAUUUAAGAAGACGAUAAGAUCUGGAACCCUGGCACUGUGGGCUGGGGUGUGUGUGUCUAGAGGAGAGGGUGACUGGGUUCAUCCCCUUUUUCCGGAGCCGUGGGUCAGCUGGGAACUUGAUUUGAAAUAGGAAGUUAGUGAGUCCUGGAGGCCGGAGCAGCUGGCUCCUUUUGCCUCACAAGUCAGAUGCUAGGUUUCCCUCUGCCAAUAGCCAGCUUUUAUUGGCGUGACUCACAUUUCUUGUAACAAAUGAAGGGAGCAGACAAUUGUUAAUGGCUCUGUUGGCCAGGGGGUCUCCCUGUCUGGGAGAGAUCAUGUUCAGACGUUCCAUGUGAAUACGCGCCUUGGUCACCCUCGCUCACACACCUCAUCACUCAGCCCGUCCUGGAGCAUAAGGCCCAUUUCACUGGUAAGGUCAGUAUGGCAACAUGCCUACUCCUUGGUUCUGUUUUUUACAAUAAAGAACUGUGUUUUUAGCCCCAACUUUCCCCCAGCCAUUGCUCAUUUUGUCUAGACUUCCUGCUACCCACAGAUCCCCUGGUUCUUUCCUCCCCUUCCCUGUGACUCAGGCGUCCUGCGCCCGCAAAGUCUGCCUUGCUUCUCCACUCUGAGCACCACUGGUUUGGGGAACAGUGAGCUCUGCCUUCCUUUCCCUCCUAACACCCAAGGGAGAGCCCUGCCAGGAAGGCGUGGCCUGGCUCUGUGAGUUCAUGGUAGACGCGAAGAGGCCUGGGUGGGCAAGGCUUGGGUCUGGGUCAUCUGUCUGGUGAGCACUUUUCUAGUUACAGGGAGUUUAUUAUCAUGACGAUGGCUUUGUCUCAUAAUGUAGGAUGAGUUACACUGACUGCUAUUCCCCGGCAGUGAAGAAAAGCCCCAGGAAAGGGCACUAUUGUUCGAGAUGAUGGAAGUGGGCAAUUUAAAAAAGGAAAUGGCCAGCAUCUGGGAUUCUGGGCCUUGAGAAAGCCAGGAGGGCACAUCCACAUUUCUCUUACUCUCCCAGUCUCACUGCUUUUAUUGAGGUUCUGGGGUGAGGGGCAGGAUGCACCGUGUGACCUGGCAGCCCUUUCUCAGUCCCACUAAUGUCCUACUGACAUGCAUUGGUCCAGAUUAGCUCCAAAGAGUAUCAGACUCAAGAGAAAUGUGUGCAAAAAUUAUACGCUUUUUUGCAUUAGCUCCACUGUUUCAUUUGCUGCUUAUCACCAGUGCCUGGUACAUAGAAGGCACUCAAUACACUUUU
Molecule: messenger RNA, 2746 nt
Organism: Myotis davidii
Lineage: Eukaryota; Metazoa; Chordata; Mammalia; Chiroptera; Vespertilionidae
Gene: ARSB
Product: arylsulfatase B
Exons: 8
Coding region: 1-1347 (448 amino acids)
Source: RefSeq, a predicted model, not a curated record